UCACAACUCUAUACAACAAAUAAUCCCACUUCUUUUUCCAUACACUCCUGUGAUAAUUUCCAUAACUUUUAACUAAUCAUGGGUGUUGUAACUUAUGAAAUGGAGGUUGCUACAGCAAUCCCACCUGCCAAGAUGUUUAAGGCCUUUGUCCUUGAUUCCGACAAUCUCAUCCCCAAGAUUUUGCCUCAAGCCAUUAAGAGUGUUGUGAUACUUGAGGGAGAUGGUGGUGCUGGAACAAUUAAGCAGGUUAACUUUGGUGAAGGUAGCCAGUUUAAAUCUGUGAAACACAGAAUUGAUGGGAUUGACCUAGAGAAAUUUGCAUACAGCUACACUGUGGUUGAGGGAGAUGCCUUGAUGAACACUCUUGAGAAAAUCUCUAAUAAGAUCGAAUUGGAGGCCUCCCCUAAUGGAGGAUCAGUCUGCAAGAGCAGCAGCACUUACCAUACCAUUGGUGACAUUGAGAUCAAGGAAGAGCACAUCAAGGCUGGAAAGGAAAAGGCCAUGGGAAUGUUCAAGGCUGUCGAAGCCCACCUCUUGGCAAAUCCUGAUGCCUACAAUUAGGCCACCCUUUUUAUGAUGAACAGAACUUCUUCUCUGAGAGGAAAUAGCUAAAUUGCCCACGUUAUGAGUUCAUGACAAUAAAGUCUUUUGUUUUUCAUUUAUCAAUUAUAAGAUUGCUUGUAGUUCUGCAGAAGGAAUAAAUUUCAAGUUAUUUG
Messenger RNA from Rubroshorea leprosula, 716 nucleotides. NCBI's taxonomy places the organism in Eukaryota, Viridiplantae, Streptophyta, Magnoliopsida, Malvales, Dipterocarpaceae. The record is from the annotation of a GenBank genome assembly.